AUGCGAAUGCUGCUGACGGCAGGAGCGGCAUCGAACUGGCCUGAGCCUGACCAAUUGGCCCGGCCGACAAGCGCCAUGCGCGAGCCGAGCAAAGGCAAAAACUCCUUAUCCCGAUCCGCAUUCUUCAACAAGCAAGGUGGGGGCGUCAUUGGACUCAAGUCGCUCGAAGACGACAAGAAGCAGCAGAUGAGUGCCAUCAGGCGGAAGCAGCUGGCACUGAAGCGACAGCAGGUGCCAGUCGGGCCGGGCAUCCUGACAGCGGCGGAUCCUUUUUUCUGGUUCUGCCACGGGGACUUCUACCUGUACACCUUUCCCGCCAAUCAAGUGCCGCGCAGUUUCUUGCAAGAUCCAACAGCAGUGACUUGCCGCUAUGCAGACUUCGUGUCCCGCAGUGGAACGCCAGCCAGGCCGUGCCAGCGCAGCUACAUGCCCCCCACCCAGGACGCGCCGCCAAGCAGCUGCCUGUGUCAGCCUACGGACAUGACAGAUCAUCUGAGGAAGCGCUGGGAGGUGCCAGUCGUUUUCCCAGAUGAGCAACGGCUUCUGCUAGGCGACUCGGGCUGGUUCCCGGGUGCUUUGGGCUUCCGCUUUGUCUUCGAGGCAUCCACCGAGAAUGUGGAGCGAUACGUGCUGCUAGAUACCAUGCCGCAGGCUUCGCUUGUUUACAUGCAGCACGUGUGGCGGCCAGACAAGAAGAGCUCGAAAGUCAAUCCCAAAGAGUCCAGACGUGCCACAGCUGCGACAUCAUGUGGCGCCCAAGCACUUUGCCGCGUGGAAACAGAGCAAUGGAUCUGGCUAGCCGAGGUGAGAAGGGCGCCUACAAAUCCAGGCUAG
Symbiodinium natans is the source of this 834-nucleotide messenger RNA. The record is from the annotation of a GenBank genome assembly. Lineage: Eukaryota; Dinophyceae; Suessiales; Symbiodiniaceae.